ACUUAUCCAGGAGUCCAUAUGUAAGGGAACCCAGCUCAGUGUUACAACUUUCGAUUUCUGGAUUCGUCUAAUUCAACGGACGUCCACCUGGACAGCCUGACUGAAAUGACAGACAUCUAUGUGUAACUGUUUAACCUAAACAACUUACAUCUGAGUCAACACCAUUUUCUGCCUUCCUGCCCUCCACUGUCUUCAUCAAUCUUCAGAACAUCAAUCAUUCUCAGCAUGUCCAACCAGCCCAUCCAACACCACCAUGAAGGGACCUACAUGUCGCUGAUGAGAGGCAUGAAAGAGCUGGACCUCCGCGGCUCCUGUGUUCCCAGCAACCUGGUGCUGACUGGAGACCAUGCCUUUCCUUUAGCAAUGAAUAGCCAAGGCCAAGUCCUGAUGGCUGCCUCUCUGUAUGGCCGUGGAAGGAUUGUGGUCCUGGGUCAUGAGGGCUACCUCACCGCCUUCCCUGCUCUGGUAGAGAACGCUCUGACCUGGCUGAGAGGAGAUGGAUCUGACAACCUGUCUGUGGGGGUCCACAAGAACGUCAAGGCAGUUGUUGAUAACCUCAGCAAAUCCAGCUUCCAAGCCAAUGUUGUGGAGGCCUUUGGUGACAGUCUGGGGGUCGGUGUGUAUGUGACAGAUGCCUACAGCGUAGGUGCAGACCCAAAGGACCUGGUGGCAUUUCUGAAAGCUGGAGGAGGAGUGUUAAUAGCAGGUCAGGCAUGGAGCUGGGCUGCACAUCACCCUAAAGAGAACACGCUGCUUCAGUUUGAAGGGAAUAAGGUGUCUGGUGUGGCAGGGAUCUACUUCUCUGAGCAUCAGGGUGAGGCCGAGUGCCUGCCUGUGUAUCCUCAGAUCCCAUCCUCCUGGAUGGCUGUAGUAAUUGGUAAGGAUUUUGAGGAUGACUUGGAGUUCUUACUCCAGGGGGUUUCAGAGUUUGACCUCCAGGGUAAUUUAUUGGCUUCUGAGGCUCUGGUCCACGGCCCGCUAGCCUUUCCCAUUGGGACCACAGAAGAUGGACGGGUGUUCCUUGCAGGAACCUACUAUGGGCAGGGACGGGUCAUUGUGGUGACUCAUGAAGGACUUCUUGGACGCGAGACACUGGCUCCAUUUUGGAACAAUGUCAUUCACUGGUUGGAUGAAGGCCGGCAGGGGGUAGUUGGGGUAGUUCCUGAUCACGCCCUCAAAGUUCUCAGCAAGUCAGGGUUCAAGUGUGAGAAGACAGACUUCAGAAAAGACCUGAGUGUAUUUGUGUGUACAGCAUACAGCGGUGACCAUGUGGAGGAAAUCCAAGACUUUGUAGCAGCGGGAGGAGGCCUGCUGAUUGGUGGGCAUGCCUGGUACUGGGCACAGACACAUGGUGGGCAAAACCCAAUGACAGAUUUCUCAGGGAACAAGAUCUUGAACCAAAUGGGCUUGAGCCUGUUGGGAUCAACAAUCACAGGGGGUUUAUACAAGGCCCCUGUACCCAGCCAGGCCAUUAAAGACACCUACCACUUCCGCCACCUUCUACGCCGCUUUGCUGGCCAUGUAACCGUGGGUGAAGAACUUACGAAGCACGAGGAGGAAUGUCUUAAAAAGCUGGGCAGGGACUGCUGCUCCUACUUGAACAUGAAGGCUCAUGACUGCUUCUCCUAUAAACAGGUUGUGUCCACCCUCGCUGACAUCUUAAUGAGGUCGGGCAUGCCACAGGUGUGUGACAGCUGUCCUGUGAAGAGUCCCAAAGACCAUCUACUCCUCAGUGUGGGGUCUGAGUUAUAUAAGGUUUGCCCAGAUCCUGAUGCCCUCUUGCCCUACCUCAUCAGGGAUAACCCCUUGAUGCCAGUUGUCUACAAUCACAGAAUCAAGAUCAAUGUUAACACAGCAGGAGGGGAGGAGUUGAUCAGUACAGGUCUCUACCUUUCUCCUGGGAUGAAGACCUACAUGGCCAUACCAGCAGAGAUCAUCAACAAUGGAUGGAAGAUCCAGAUAGGCUGUCAAACAGACAAACUCAAUGCUGCAGAGUUAAAAAGAGCACCGUGUGUUCAUGAACAAUUUCCCAUAACCUCAGAGAUGAUGCAGGUGUGGAACCUCUGGGGGGGACUCAUCUACCUGGUGGCCCCACCCAAAACACAAGUGGGGGAGGCAGAGGUCGUAGUGCAGAUUGCUGUACCUGCACCAUAUUAUAAAUCUGACGUGACAAAAGCAGCUGACUGGUCCUUACUACGCACUGCUCCCUCACCCUGGGCAGAGUUGGAGUUUGACAACAUCAUCCUCACUGUACCAUCAGAUUUUGUGCGAGACCUGGAGCGCCCUGACGAGUUAGCUGCGCACUGGGAUGCCAUCAUGAGGGGCAUUGCUGACCUGGCAGUCAUACCACCCAAAUUUCCCCGCAAAGAACGCAUUGUAGCAGAUGUGCAGAUUUCCCAUGGUUGGAUGCAUGCAGGUUAUCCUAUCAUGACACACAAGUCGACAUCGGCUGAUCUAGUCAGCAUUGACAGUGCUAGGAGUACAGGCCUGUGGGGCCCCAUUCAUGAACUGGGACACAACCAGCAGAGAAGCUGCUGGGAGUUCCCACCACACACCACAGAGUGCACAUGCAACCUGUGGUCAGUGUAUGUGCAUGAGGAGGUGCUCGGGAUCAACAGGGCACAGGCUCACCCAGCUAUGACUUUAGAAAGUCGAAAAAAACGAGCAGAGGAGUAUGCUAAGGGGGGCAAGAAACUCAGCAACUGGUCAAUGUGGGUGGCCCUGGAGACAUAUAUGCAGCUCCAGGAGAAGUUUGGCUGGGAUGCCUUUAAGAAGGUGUUUGCUGCCUACCAUGAGAUGAGCAACUUUCCCAGAGACAACAUGGAAAAGAUGAACCUGUAUGCCAAUAAGUUCUCCCAGACUGUAGGGAUGAACCUGUGUGGAUUCUUCAAGUCCUGGGGCUGGCCCAUUGAAACAGCCACUGAAGAGAAACUCUCCAGCCUGCCUCCCUGGAAGGACCACCCCAUGGUCCAGUAUGACUGAAAGUCUGCUGCGAAUUAAAUUGCAAAGAGAUCGAUUUUAGUGGGAUAGUACAAUUAACUGACUUUGUUUUCCCUUUUGUUCUCGAUGAAUUUAUACCAUAUUGAUUGUAAUAUUUUAAAUGAAACAGAAGUUACAUAGCUGACCAGAUAUAUACAGCUGUUAAAUUCAGUUAAUCCUCUAGAAAUGGACCAAUGAUUAUGAUUUUCUUGGGGGCAAGUACAGUAGGGCAGCUGUUAAAUAAUUUAAAAUCAAAGUACCAAAAACCAAGAUGUCAUUAAACAAACACAGUUUCUAAACAUUUAUUUAGUUAUUUUUUAAGAUUAGUUAGAAAACAAUAAAACUGUGUUGCUGUCAACUUUUACUUGAAGCCAUCUGAUUUCUGCUUCUUGAGCUUUUGCUUCAUUCAUCCUGUCCCAGUCCCUAGUACUUAGCAUUAGAACUAUCACCUUUGACGUAUGCAGUGGGGAGUAAUAUAAUUUCACAACAUUAGGUAAAGUCAUUCAUAAGAAAAAAUUCUAUCUUUAAUGGUGAUAGUAGCAGUAAUACUCUUAGAGAAAUGUUGAUGUUUCUUGAGUGAAUUAGUAAGUUCCAUCUUAAUACUAUAGUGAAUAACAGUAAGUCAGUUAGGCUUUAUAAGAUGUACACAUGAAUGUCUAAAUCACACUGGGUUUAAUAUAAUGAAUUAGCUUUUCAAGGUUAAACAACUGUGUGUCCAUUGAUGGCUGGGUCAUUCUGACUUCACUAAAAUUUCUUUCUGAAAUUGUUUAGUGAUUAGGUGGAGGCAUAAUUAGAAAAGCAGUCAAAAUCCAGCUGCUACAGCAGCUUGAUAAAGACACAUUUGAAUAAAAUCAAUUUUAUUUACUACAAUGCACUUUACCUCCUAAUAUUGAGUGACUAAAGUUUUACAGUGAAGGUUAUCAACUGCACAUCUUACCAUCAGUGAAAAGCCUACGCCAAUUUGUCAGCGACUGGACAACUGGUAUUUGCUGGACAUGUGGUUUUAUUAUCACUCAUUUAUUAAUUUGUGUGCUAUAUGAUUUGAUUUAAAUAUGUUGUA
Xiphias gladius (swordfish) is the source of this 4039-nucleotide messenger RNA. RefSeq names its product TRPM8 channel-associated factor homolog. The record is from RefSeq and is a predicted model, not a curated record. NCBI's taxonomy places the organism in Eukaryota, Metazoa, Chordata, Actinopteri, Istiophoriformes, Xiphiidae. The transcript is spliced from 12 exons. Bases 226 to 2982 code for a protein of 918 amino acids.